AACAAAGUUGGAGCUUGGGGCUAAACCUACAUUCGGCAAGAUAAUGAAAGAGUAAUAUAUGGACCGAGCGUAUGAUUACGAUCCACUCGUCAUUAUUGCCACCAUAGAAAAUCCUGUUGUAAGAAAUAAAGAAGGUGAAGUUCAUGUAUGACGCAGUUGGGGUCAGGCAAAGCUCAGCUAUGCUGAGAGAGAGAUUCGUUUGGCUCAGGAUCCCUUCCCACUUUAUCCUGGUGAAAUUUUAAAAUCUGCUGUUUGUGCACUGCGUAUUGUCCCUGCAAAUUCUGCGUUGCGUAUGAGAGCGGAACUUGAUUUUACUGAUGGUGAUGUUAAGAGAGUGGCUGGUGACGAAUGGUUAUUUGAAGGACCAGGUACCUACAUUCCACGCAAAGAGGUUCUGGUAGAGGAGACUAUCAGAGCCACAGUGAUUCGCAAAAAUCAAGCAAUAAAAUUGCGUGCGAGAAAAGAAACAGUUGAUCGGGAUGGCACUGAGCGUGUGACUGGGGAGGAGUGGAUAAUUAAAAAAGUUGGAGCAUAUUUACCCGGAACCUAUGAAGAAGUUGUCGAACUUGUGGAGGCAUAUGUUCUUACUGAAAAGAAAGCUUUGCAUAUGAAAGCGAGUCGUACCUUCACAGACUUUUUGAAUGUGAAACGAAAGAAUGGAGAAGAAUGGUUAAUUCGUAUGUCGGACACGGAAUCUCAUAUUCCAGAUGUUCAUGAAGAAGUCUUAGGUGUUGUUGAUAUAACUACUUUGAACAGUAGACAAUAUUGUGUGAUAGUUGACCCAGUUUCAGAAGAUGAUGGAAAGAACCAACUUGGCAAGCGCAAACUUGUGAAAGGAGAAGCAUCUUUUUUCCUUCAACCUGGUGAAAAAUUAGAGAAGGGCAUUCAGGAUGUUUAUGUGCUUGGAGAAGAUCAGGGCCUUAUAUUACAAGCAAAAGAAGCUCAUUUUGAUGAUAGCAAUGAAAUACAGCGCAAGCCAGGAGACAAGUGGAUGAUUCGAGGACCCACCGAAUAUGUUCCAUCCGUUGAGGUCAAUGUAUUUGCUAAAAGAAGUGCAAUUUCUCUCGAUGAAAAUGAAGGUAUAUACAUACGUGACCUAAAAACUGGUAAAGUUCGAGCUGUUUGUGGCCGCACUUACAUGUUGACCCAUGAUGAAGAACUUUGGGAGAAAGAGCUUCCUCCCAAUGUUGAGGCACUAGUGACAUCAGCUAUCGAUCCUUCGGCUGACAGAGGGAUGUGGGAGAAAGGAAACAAAGGCCCCUCUCAAUUACGUCGUGAUAAAACAAGAGUAGUUUCUUAUAUUCCUCAUAAUGCUUGUGUACAAAUUUAUGAUUACAAGGAAAAGAAAGCACGAGUGAUAUUCGGACCUGAGCUUGUGAUGCUCAAUCCUGAUGAGCAAUUCACGCAAUUGUCGCUCUCGGGUGGAAAACCAAAACGUCCGAAUGUCAUUAGGUCGCUUGCGUUGCUUCUUGGACCAGAUUUUUGUACUGAUGUUAUUACCAUUGAAACUGCUGACCAUGCACGUCUCUCAUUGCAACUUGCAUAUAAUUGGUAUUUUGAUACAGACAAUGCCCGAAAAGACCAGAAAGAUGCUGCAAAAUUAUUCAGUGUACCUGAUUUUGUGGGAGAUUGUUGCAAGGCAAUUGCAUCUCGUGUAAGAGGGGCUGUUGCUUCUGUCACUUUCGAUGAUUUUCAUAAGAAUUCAUCUCGUAUCAUUAGGUCUUCUGUAUUUGGCGUAGAUGAAAAAGGAAAAGUUCGUGACAAGUUCGUUUUCCCACAAAAUGGGCUGACUAUAACUUCUAUCGAUAUCCAGUCCGUUGAACCUGUGGACCAAAGAACCCGAGAUGCUCUGGUGAAAUCUGUUCAACUUGCUAUUGAAAUCACAACAAACUCCCAGGAAGCGACUGCACGUCAUGAAGCAGAAAGGGCAGAGCAGGAAGCAAGAGGCAGACUUGAACGUCAAAAGAUUACUGAUGAAGCAGAGGCUGAACGGUCCAGAAGAGAUCUUCUGGAACUUCAAUCAUUGAGUGCUGCAAUUGAAAGCACAGGGCAAGCUAAGGCAGAAGCACAAUCAAGAGCAGAAGCUGCUCUUGAAGGUCAAGCUGCUGUAGACCAAGCAAAACUGAAAGCAGAGGCAGCACGAAUCGAUUCAACAUCUGAGUUAGAGCGCUUGACCGCAGCCCGUGAUGCAGAACUGAAAUAUUCUCGUGAGCAGGACGAAUUGGAAGUAAAGAAACAGAAGCAGUUAGGUGAUAUCGAGACAGAAAAAUUCAAAAAUAUGGUUGAAACCAUCGGACCGGAUACUAUUUGCAAAAUUGCUUCUGCCGGACCAGAUAUGCAAGUGAAAAUGCUGAAGGCCCUCGGUUUAACAUCAACUCUGAUAACCGAUGGAAAUUCUCCAAUAAAUCUUUUCAACACUGCUCAUGGUUUGAUUGGCAGUCAAGGUUUUCAGUCUUCUGCUGUUGUGAGAACACGACAAGAUGAAGAUGAUGACGAGUGAUUUCCAAUACAGUUGAACAGUAGUUGUCAAAUAUUACUGUAGCUUCAAACACAUAAUCUCUCCCAUGUAUGACGUAUCAACAAUUUUAAUCAACAGUGCACUAUUAAAUAAGAUGUUACUUUGUUCAUUUUUAGUUUCUUAUUUCGAUCAUGUAACGGUAACCUAUCUAUCUUAACCCUUUCCACAAUGUUACUGAUAUAUUUUCUAUGCACGACACGACAGGCAAAGCACAGCUUGAAUGUGCCCAUCUAGAUUAGAACCUGUUUUCAACUUAAUUUGUAUACAAGUUCUAUUAUACUAGUUACUCUUUAGCACAUUUAUUCUCAACCGAUAUAGGUUAUGUUGUAGAUAAUAAAUAUUCAAGUGUGUUUAUUGUAUUUAGUUGUAUUGUGCUUGUCCAAAGUUAAACAUAAUUAUCUCACUGAAAAAAAUUCGGAAGUGACAUAGCUCGAAAUACCAAUAGUAUCAUCAUGAGUUACUUUUAACUGAUGAAAAUCUGUUGGAAUUUUUAUUUCAUAUACUGAUAAAAAUUAAAAUGUCUAGUCCAGAUUGUA
This is a messenger RNA of Styela clava, 3054 nucleotides long. RefSeq names its product major vault protein-like. Gene Ontology annotation, cellular component: nucleus; cytoplasm. The record is from RefSeq and is a predicted model, not a curated record. NCBI's taxonomy places the organism in Eukaryota, Metazoa, Chordata, Ascidiacea, Stolidobranchia, Styelidae.